Oncorhynchus keta (chum salmon) is the source of this 2909-nucleotide messenger RNA. RefSeq names its product paired box protein Pax-6. The coding region runs from base 761 to 2167 and encodes 468 amino acids. Lineage: Eukaryota; Metazoa; Chordata; Actinopteri; Salmoniformes; Salmonidae. The transcript is spliced from 14 exons. Gene Ontology annotation, molecular function: DNA-binding transcription factor activity, RNA polymerase II-specific; RNA polymerase II cis-regulatory region sequence-specific DNA binding. Gene Ontology annotation, biological process: regulation of transcription by RNA polymerase II; anatomical structure development. The record is from RefSeq and is a predicted model, not a curated record.
AAUAAUUCAGUAAGCGGAAUCUUUCAAUUCAGCCUUUAGAUGUUUAAAAUAAAUAAACGUUAAAGUAUCACACUAUGCAAAUGGUGAAAGCGGUGUUCUAUUGGUUUUUAUCAGUGAAUUAUCAGUCGUAAACUAUCAAAAAAUGAAGAUGGACUGCAAAUGGUUCAUGUUGAUCGGUUUGAGGUCGGCACGCAGCAUGUGUUCACUGCCCUUACGUCCAUUUGCAACUUCAGGUUCAUGGUUAGUGUAGGACAUAUUGUAUGCGUUCCACGAUCGUGGAGCCCUGUGAGCUCUUGCCCUCCCUUGCCCUCAUCCAAUAGCAUUUUAAAGGAUAUAUUCCGUGUAUGUGUGUGCGUGUGUGCGUGUGUGUGCGCGCGCGCGCGUGUGUGUGUGUUAGAGAAGGAGAAAUUAAUGUGCAUGUGCAGAGUGAUUAGUGGGUUUGAAAAGCAAGCUCUGGCUCUGCCCGGUUUCCCGCUCUGGCACCACGAAGUAGGAGGAAGUGUUUCGCUAGAAGAUGAUGACAGAGGUCAGGCACUGCUAAUGGGCCACUGAAGAGGAGUGGAGGCGAGGCACAGACCAGGAACACAUACAUUAAUACACUAGUACCAUCACCAAUCAGCAUAGGGAUUUCAAUCUCUAUUCAAGAUCACUUGGAAAAUAUAUACAAGGACAAUUAUUCGACGGGGCUAUCCAGCGCUGUGGCUCCGUCUCUUUUGCGCUCAGACUUAUCAACAAGGGCUUUGGCUGCAGUGUACACAGGAUGCCUCAAAAAGAAUACUAUAACCGGGCCACGUGGGAAUCUGGCGUUGCGUCCAUGAUGCAAAACAAGGUGUAUGACAUCUGUAACGAAGGUCACAGCGGAGUGAAUCAGCUUGGCGGAGUGUUCGUGAACGGCAGACCCCUGCCCGACUCAACCAGACAGAAAAUAGUCGAGCUUGCUCACAGUGGCGCGCGGCCGUGCGAUAUAUCCAGGAUUCUGCAGACCCAUGGUGAUGCAAAAGUCCAAGUGCUGGACAAUGAAAACGUGUCAAACGGCUGUGUGAGUAAGAUUCUGGGCAGAUACUAUGAAACUGGCUCCAUCAGACCAAGGGCGAUCGGGGGUAGCAAACCAAGAGUAGCAACUCCCGAGGUGGUCGGAAAAAUUGCCAUAUACAAGAGGGAGUGCCCGUCAAUCUUCGCGUGGGAAAUUCGUGACAGACUGCUUUCAGAGGGGGUCUGCACAAACGAUAAUAUACCCAGUGUAAGUUCAUUGAGUGUGUCAUCGAUAAACAGAGUACUGCGCAACCUGGCUAGCGAAAAGCAACAGAUGGGCGCAGAUGGCAUGUAUGAGAAGUUGAGAAUGCUGAACGGUCAGACUGGGACGUGGGGAACCCGGCCGGGUUGGUACCCCGGAACCUCAGUGCCAGGACAGCCCAACACAGAUGGUUGCCCACCGUCAGACGGCGGAGGUGAGAACACUAAUUCAAUAAGUUCGAAUGGAGAAGACUCGGAUGAGACCCAAAUGAGACUUCAGCUGAAAAGAAAAUUGCAAAGGAACCGCACUUCGUUCACACAAGAACAGAUAGAAGCGCUUGAGAAAGAGUUUGAAAGAACUCACUAUCCAGAUGUUUUCGCAAGGGAAAGACUUGCUGCCAAAAUUGACCUCCCAGAGGCCAGAAUACAGGUGUGGUUUUCAAAUAGAAGGGCAAAGUGGAGGAGAGAGGAGAAACUCCGGAAUCAAAGGCGGCAAGCCAGUAACUCCUCCAGUCACAUCCCUAUCAGCAGCAGUUUCAGCACCAGUGUCUACCAGCCCAUCCCACAGCCCACGACACCAGGUUGGAUAUCGUUCUCGUCAGGAUCCAUGUUGGGAAGACCAGACACAGCCCUUACAAACACAUACAGUGCCCUGCCACCUAUGCCAAGCUUCACCAUGGCCAACAACCUGCCUAUGCAAGCUCCUGUGCCCAGCCAGACCUCCUACUCCUGCAUGCUGCCCACCAGUCCAUCAGUCAACGGGCGGAGCUACGACACGUACACCCCUCCUCAUAUGCAGGCACAUAUGAACAGCCAGUCAAUGGCAGGCUCAGGAGGCAACUCAACAGGUCUCAUCUCUCCUGGAGUAUCUGUUCCUGUCCAAGUGCCAGGCAGUGAAGCAGACAUGUCCCAGUACUGGCCCAGGCUACAGUAGAGACACGACUACCGUCAACGUGUGACUCCUCGGAUAUUGUCUUGAAUCGAAGAGGCUGUCCAGCAGUAUUUAAUUACAGACAAGAGAAAAUAGACUCUAAAAGACACUAUUUUGUACUGGGAUUGUGCCAGUCUCUAUCAUUCUUUGGAGGCAAAGACUUGAAAAAGAAAAAAAGAGAAAGGACUUCUGUAAAGUGCCCGGUGUAACAUCCUUAAUGGGGGGAAAAAUAUCUCUGUUCUCCGUUUCCAACUUAUGUCAUUUUUGGUGUAUUUGUAUAUGGCCAUUUGUAUGUCAUAAUGAAAAAACAACAACGUGGAUGGACUGUGAAACUGAGUUGUUCCUUGCUUCUGCUGAAAAGAAGAUAAUUUGUGAAGAAUUUUCUGCCAUUAAUAGUUUUUGUCAACGUAUAUCAAGAAGCUCUCCCAGUCUGUGUACAGAAUGUGGACUCUGGUGAAACAAGUUUGUAUCAUUCAAAGGCAGAGCUGGACCAGCAGGUACCAGCUGGGUACGAGAAGCCCAUUUCUCUGUUCUUUUCUUUUCCAAAGCUUUCUGGCAGAAUCAUUGUAAAUGGAAAGCAUUAACCGCUAAAAAAAGAGGUGAAAAAAAAAAAAAAUUGGUAGCUAAAAACUGUAGAUUGUGUCUUCGAUAUAAUUCAGUUUGUUAUGUCGAAAUGUAAGUAUUGGUCUUCCCUAGCAGUCUCCCGGACACAAUUUCUAUAAUAAAGUUAAUUUCAUUUAUAUUU